Molecule: messenger RNA, 1323 nt
Organism: Phodopus roborovskii (desert hamster)
Lineage: Eukaryota; Metazoa; Chordata; Mammalia; Rodentia; Cricetidae
Product: sideroflexin-1-like
Biological process (GO): monoatomic ion transport; serine import into mitochondrion
Cellular component (GO): mitochondrial inner membrane
Molecular function (GO): monoatomic ion transmembrane transporter activity
Source: RefSeq, a predicted model, not a curated record
CCGAACAGUGUGGGUAGCGGCCAGGGAGGCGGAUCUGGGACAAUGUCUGGGGAACUGCCACCCAACAUUAACAUCAAAGAGCUUCGAUGGGACCAAAGCACGUUUGUUGGCCGAGCCAAUCACUUCUUCACGGUCACAGAUCCGAGGAACAUCCUUCUAACAAACGAACAACUAGAGAAUGCAAGGAAAGUGGUGCAUGACUACAGACAAGGAAUCAUUCCUGCCGUCACGGGAAAUGAAUUGUGGAGAGCUAAGUACGUGUAUGAUUCAGCUUUCCAUCCAGACACGGGUGAGAAGAUGACCCUGAUAGGAAGGAUGUCGGCUCAGGUUCCAAUGAACAUGACCAUCACCAGCUGCAUGGUGACCUUUUACAGGACCACACCAGCUGUGCUUUUCUGGCAGUGGAUAAACCAGUCCUUCAAUGCUGUUGUCAACUACACUAAUAGAAGUGGAGAUGCCCCCCUCACUGUAAAUGAGCUGGGUACGGCGUAUGUCUCUGCAACAACCGGCACUGUAGCGACAGCCCUAGGACUCAAUGCCUUAACCAAGCAUGUCUCACCACUCAUAGGACGUUUUGUCCCCUUUGCUGCCGUGGCUGCUGCUACCUGCAUUAAUAUCCCGCUAAUGAGGCAAAGGGAACUCAAAGUUGGCAUUCCUGUCACUGAUGAAAAUGGCACCCGCUUGGGAGAGUCGACCAAAGCUGCAAAGCAAGCCAUCACACAGGUGGUCAUCUCCAGGAUCCUCAUGGCAGCCCCGGGCAUGGCCAUCCCUCCAUUCAUCAUGAACACGCUGGAAAAGAAAGCCUUUCUGAAGAGGUUCCCGUGGAUGAGUGCACCAAUUCGAGUCACCUUGGUUGGCUUUUGUUUGGUCUUCGUCACCCCCCUGUGCUGGGCUCUGUUCCCUCAGAAGAGUUCCAUGCCUGUGACAAGCUUGGAGGAUGAGUUGCAAGCCAGCAUCCGAAGGAGUCAUCCUGAAUUACGGCUUGUGUACUUUAACAAGGGCCUGUGAAGCCAAGAUCAAGCCCUGGAGGCUCCGCCUGCCAUCUGUGACCCUCCAGAAGCCACAGCAGUGAGGGAAUCCAGUGUGAUGGGGCACUGCCAGUUACAAAAGCCUCUAGAGAUCUGCACUAGAGUCAAGCUGCCCCCUGGCACAGCACCCAGUGCCAGUCAGGGGCCUGACAUUUGAAUCAUAUUGUAAUUUACAAACAUCCCCUCCUGGUAGACUUUAAUGACACCAUUUUCUCAAAGCCCUUACCUGGAGCUUUCAAAAGCACUGGGAGGCAUAGCAUAGGUGCUCUGGUUACCUGCUAAGUGAACAUUGGUU